ACAACCACCACCACCAACAUCACCCCUCUCUUCCCUUCUACCUCCCACCCCCCACCCCUUCUUCUUCCCCACGAAUCGCCCGUUGCCCGGAUUUUCCUUCUUCGACACCAAAAAAAAAGAGGCGCUGCCCCAGAUACAAACUCGCCCGCGACCCGAGCUUCCCGCCCAACUGGACUUUCGCUCCGUCGCCCAUUUCCCGCCCGCCAUCUGGUCCCUUGACUCGCCAAAAAUAUCUUUCCCGCUGGACAGGGCCACCCACAUACCGCGCCCGCAAUGUGGUUCCGCAAGAAGGACAGUGACAUUGAAAUGUCGGGCAUGAUGGAAGCCGAGCAGAAGAUGAAGACGAAGAAAUCAAACGGCCCUCCCGAAGAGACAGAAUACCAAAAGUUCGACUGGAAACGCUUCUUCCUCGCUCCAAAGUACAUACCAUGGCACAUAUUAUUCAUCGUCAUCGGCAUCAUUACUGUCAUCAUCACCAUCAAGCACGACGAAGUUGUAGCAAAACUACGACCGUGGUCGGAAAAAGUCCGUGACUUGCCGGCAGGAUGGUUAAUACCCAUUGUCAUUCUCGUCAUUAUUUCUUUCCCGCCACUCUUCGGUCAUGAGAUUAUUGCGCUGCUGUGCGGUGUGGUCUACGGACUCUGGAUCGGUUUCGCCAUUGUUGCAGCGGGCACUUUUAUCGGUGAGGUCGGCACUUGGUACGCUUUCAAAUAUGCUUUCCGCAGCAAGGCCCUGAAAUUAGAACGCACAAAUCUUAAUUACGGUGCUCUGGCCCGUCUGACGCGUGACGGCGGCUUCUUCAUCGUCCUUGUCAUCCGACUUUCGGCCAUCCCAGCACAUUUCUCCACGGCCGUCUUCUCCACCUGCGACGUCAAGUUCUGGCAUUUCGUCGUCGCAACCUUCUUCUCGCUCCCCAAGCAAAUCUUCCUCGUCUACCUCGGUGUGCUGCUCCUGCAACAAAGCAACGACGAUGUCAUCAAAACGGUCAUGUUCACCGCUGUCUUCAUCAUCACCAUCGCAAUGGGCAUCUGGAUCUACCUCAAGAUGCGCACCAUCAAGAAGCUGUUACUCGAAGAGCAGGAAAUGCGCCGCGUCAAGAAGGCCGAGGCUGUCGAGCUCGUGCCUAGCCCUGAGAGUGCGUACCAGAGGCGAUAUGACGAGGAGUCUGCGACAGAGUGGGCGCCCAUGCAGCCAAAGCAGGUUAGUAGGCCGAUGGAGCGGCGGUACGAUGACGAUCAUGGAGAUUGGGCCAUGCAGCCUACACAGCCAACGAGAAUGGUUUGAGGAGGGGGCUUCUUCUUCUUUCCCCCCAUUUCCAUUCCCUCUCUCUCUCUCUCUUUUAACAUUUUUUUUCUUCCAACACACUUGAGAAGAACUUGUUUUUUUCCAUGCUCUCCGUUUUGUACCAACAAGAGAAAAAAGACUACAGGAGUAGUUUUUUUUUCCUCUCUAACUGCUUAGGAUUUAUUUAGGUAUUGGUAAUGGCAUAAUGACGUUAUGAAUUAUUUUUUUUGGUUGAAUCAAAGAAAGAAAGUUUUA
Molecule: messenger RNA, 1539 nt
Organism: Bipolaris maydis ATCC 48331
Lineage: Eukaryota; Fungi; Ascomycota; Dothideomycetes; Pleosporales; Pleosporaceae
Product: snare associated Golgi protein-domain-containing protein
Source: RefSeq, a predicted model, not a curated record